AUGGAUAGAGACAUUUUGGCAAAGAUUUUCGAGAAGCUCACCGUAAUAGAUGUUACCAUGGGAGCAUCACGCGUCUGCAUCUCUUGGUUCCUUGUCUCUCACCAAAAAUCUUUAUGGAAAACCAUCGACCUUGCCUAUCUCCAACUUGUCGACUUUAACCAUCCUCGACUGAAAAACUCUCAGCUCGAUGUAAAGAUCAUAGAAGGUAUAUUAUACAAUCCUCGGGAUAUUUUGACUGAAAUAACCAAAUUAAGCAGUACCGUCCCGACAAGUUUGUUCUUUAACUUCUGUUUUUGCGUCGAAGAUGAAGAUCUCAUCAUCGCUGCUGAAAGGAUGCCAAAUAUCGAAACCUUUGCUUUGCCAAAAUGGGGAAAAUUAAGUGAGGAUUCGUAUCGAUUCGUAUUCAGUCAAUGGAAGAACCUUCACACGUUAAUCAUCUCUCUAGAGUUUUACUUAAACAAGAGAAUCAAGUUUCAACUAAUUGGAGAAAACUGUAUCAAUCUCACCAACUUGAAACUUUCGGGUUACGUCGACGAACAUGUAGCUAUGAAACUAGUGCUUUACCUCCCUAAGCUGAAGAGGCUGAGUAUGCGAUGUUCUACUAUCGAAAAUAUUAAAAUCAUUUCCUUCCACAUCACAUCAGGCCUCCAAAACCUAGCGAUCCUUAAUCUCUCACAUUGCUGUUUCAUAGACAGUGUUACCGAUCCAAUCUUCUUCGGCAGGGUACUUGAGGACAGUCUUAUAAAAACUUUCACUCAGAAGAUUGACACAUUUAUCAUGUGUUCUAAAGUCAGUUGCUUGGUAUGCAAAGAUCAAUGUGGACCAGGUCUCACGAAGAUUGCUUUUUACAAGAAGCAUUGGCGAAAUGAUGAGAUCAAGGAACUUGAAUUCUGA
This is a messenger RNA of Microthlaspi erraticum, 894 nucleotides long. NCBI's taxonomy places the organism in Eukaryota, Viridiplantae, Streptophyta, Magnoliopsida, Brassicales, Brassicaceae. The record is from the annotation of a GenBank genome assembly.